Molecule: messenger RNA, 3807 nt
Organism: Rhopalosiphum maidis (corn leaf aphid)
Lineage: Eukaryota; Metazoa; Arthropoda; Insecta; Hemiptera; Aphididae
Product: serine-enriched protein-like
Exons: 8
Coding region: 196-1863 (555 amino acids)
Molecular function (GO): protein binding
Source: RefSeq, a predicted model, not a curated record
CGUAAUUAUUAUACAUGUGUACAUAGAGAGAGUAAACUUUAACGGUAAACAUUUUCACGCGCGAUCAGUGUACACACAUCGGCCGCGGCGGACGCGACGUUUCACUAUUCCGUCGGGACGACGAUAUCCUAUACUAUAUAGUGAGUCUGAAUAUUAAUCUCCUAACCGCCGUUUGUAUAUUAUUGUUUAGGUUUAAUGAUGGAGCAACAAUAUCCCGUCACUACAACAUCUACAACAAUGGAUGAAACACUGUUCGAAUAUAAAGGUGGAUUAGCAGAUGAUUUGAAGUUUCUCGCGGCAAUCCCAGAAGUGUGCGACGUUACGUUUUUAGUCGGUGAAACACGGGAACCGGUGUGUGCAGUUAAAGCAAUACUCGCGGCUAGAAGCCGAGUGUUUUAUAAAAUGUUAUAUGACACGAAUGGUAAACAACUACAACACCAACAACACUCAAUUGGAGGUAGUUCAUCGAAACGCAGUGGUGGCUUAAUAAAGCAAUUAUCUGGUGCCGCAAGUGGAAGUCAAAACUCUCAACAACAAAAUAGGUUGAGAAUGUUGUUAAAACGUAGUUCAGAACCAUUGAUUCAACACAACCAUCAACAACAGUAUCAAUCACGGCAACAGCAAAAAUCACCACCGAAUAGGAACAGCAUUAAGAACAAUAGCAAAAUGGCGGCUGCCGGAUCCAACGCCUCGACAUCUUGGUCGAAGUAUAAAAGAGGAAGUGCCGUCGGAACUGCAGCGGCAGCGUUAAGCAAUGUCGGGAAUGUAACGUCGCCAACAGUGAUAGUAAUCGAAGAAUUCGAUGCCGACGUGUUCCGGCAGUUGGUAGAAUAUGUACACACUGGUUGUGUUACAUUACAACCACGGACGUUACUGGGCGUGUUGAAUGCGGCCGACUGUUACGGACUGGACGAGCUGCGGGCCGCCUGUACGGGUUUCGCCGACACGGGCGGCGGCAUCACUGUGGACACAGCUUGUGCGCUAUUGGCGUCUGCCGAACGUUACAUCCACUACAAGUGCACCAAAUCGCUGGUGCAAAAAGUGCUCGAGUUCGUAGAUGUGAAUGGCGGACGCGUGCUCACACUUGGAUCGUUCACAUUAUUGCCGCAACACGUGGUCCGACUUAUACUGUCACGGGACGAGUUACGAGCUGAUGAACUGACAAAAUUCCAGGCUGCGCUGAUGUGGGCGAAGAAAUAUGCCGCCGACGCUGCUGACAACAACAAUGCUGAUUCCGAAGAUGCAGAUUGGCGUUCUCUGUUUAGGGAACACUUUGCGCCGAUCAUCCAAUAUCAUAAGAUCGCGGCGAGUGUAAUUUUAGAAGAAAUCAUGCCGUUAGGGGUGGUUCCUGAUCGAGACUUACUGUCGGCGCUUGCUUAUCAGGCCGACCCGAACAGCGUGCGGCUGGACUCCAUCACUGGGACCGGCGACCGCGAUCAGUUGCGGUGCGGUCGGCGCCGGACGCGGUCCAUGUCGGUGCAGAGCGGCGGUGCUGGCGGCGACGAGGACGACAUGCAGUCGGGCUAUCAUCAGGUGAGCGUCGCGGCCGGCCCGUCGACCACGUCCAUCAGCGGCGUCGGUCAUCAGCCGGCCGCUACGCCAACGCUGAGCAGCGGCGGCAGUGGCGGCAGCGCGGACGUCGCGGGCCGGCACAACCAACGGCCGCCGCCGCCCAGACGCCGGCGGCGCACCUCGUCGUCCGCGCACCAGCACCAGGGACAGCAAAAACCCCACCACCGCCACCACCAUCACCACCAUCACUACCGGCCGCUCAACCGGCACAACCUGUCGUCGGACUCGACCAACAGCCGAAGUUGCUGCACGAGCGACGACGACUCGGCGGACGACCUGACGUCGUCUUAGACGUCAACCGCCGCCGCGGCUUCUUCCCUGCAAUCGCAACACAGAUGCGCAGGAUUAUUGGAAACGAAUUAUCCGACGAUGCACUUGUCCCCACUUCACUCGAUCACUGGCCGUGUGACUGCUGUCCAUCUGGGCAUAUAUGUAAAUACGUCGAAUGCGGACACUUCGGCACUUGGACGUUGUCACCGUCUUACACGCGUACGACAUGGACGAAACGCGUUUAGCAGAACUAGCUAAAUUUUGGUUUAACGGCAUAAAUAUACCCGUUAUAAAAUUAAAAGAUGACAAUAUUUCGGAGGGCAAGACGCCGAGUUUUUUCCAAUAUUCCCGAUAUUGCGUUCAUCGUAAUCGUAUAGAGUACGUGAAAAUUUCAAAAUUUUUAAAUAACCUCAACGUCUUGCGCUCCGAAAUAUUGUCGUCUUUUAGUUUUAUAAUAGGUAUAUUUACUCUAAAACCAAAAUUGAGCGAGUUCUAUUAGAAUUGCGUAAACGCGUUUUAUCCAUGUAGUGCGUGUGUAAGACGGAGAUAACACAUGCGGGUGCGACGUUCUCUUAAUAUAAUAUAAUAUUCUUAUCUCAGUCCGUGCGGGUACGCGUACCGUCGUCUUUAUCGUCGACCGCUGUGGAAGAGCUAAAAAAUUAGCAGUCGAUUACCGCGUGACGGAUAUGCGUGGAAUGAAUGCAUUUUAGUUUCCGACUGCACAUUUGUGAUACUCGGUCACGCGAGCAAAAGAAUGCUCAUAUAGGUGUACUAUUAAAUAAAUAUUCGGAACGUUACUAUUAUUCUAUUUUUAAUGUUUCGCAUACCUAUAUAAUGACAUUAUGUUACUCUGAACCGAAAAACUAAAAAUAUUUAAAUAUUUUUAAUCGGAUGAAUCGUUUUGAAUAAUCCUGUACUAUGCCCUAACCCUUAAAAUUACACGAAUCUAACUAUACAUUCGACGAUGUUAGAAUCUUUAGGACGUUACUUUUUUUUCCACCAACAUUAUAUCUCGUGAUCUCGUUUAAUAUUAUUAUUUAAUUAUUUUCUUAUAUACUUCAUUUAUACUAUACCAUUAACUGCCAUUCACCUCUGUAUGAAUAAAUUUUACAGUCAGCGCGGUAUGUAAUAAUUCCAGAGGGGGAGAAAUGAUUAUAUUAAAAUAUACCUACUGAUAAGUUAGAAAAGUGCACUUUACGAGCUUGGUUCAUGAAAAUCGAGUACAUUUUUUUGCUAUAUAUAAAAUAACCAUUGGUUACUGUAAUAAUAUUAAAAAAAAAAAUUGGUAUAGUCCAAUAUAAUUAGCCAAUAUACGUUAACAUAAGAUUUUUUUUUUUAAAUAAGGGAAAAUAAUAUUAAAUAUCUAUUUGUCAUUCAAAUAUACGACAAAAAGCGUAUGUUUGUAGUUUAUUCAUUUAACUAUGUAUAUUAGCUUAUUACUCAAAAAUUACACGUUCAAUUCUGAAGAAAGUUUCAGAGAUUAGUUUUUUAGACAUAUCGCUGAUAUCAGAGAAGUUUCGAAAGUAGUUUGGACCAUCAUUGGAAAAUAUACUAUUUUACUAUAUCCAAUUUGCCACAAGCAGAUUACCCAUCUCUAUCGUAUUAAUUCACAAGGUGAAGUAUACACAGAUACUGAUGCCAAUUUUCCCAUGAACUAAGAUACACUAAAACCGAGAUAUGUGUUUCAUUAAAAUAUUUGUCAGAGAAACUUAAUAAAACGUAAUCUAUAUAAGUUUAUUUAGCGCGGUAAUAUUUGAUCAGUCAGUAAUUUUAACAUAACUACUCUCUCUCUCUCUCUCUCUCUCUCUCUCUCUCUACUGACUACUAAAGUACUGUGUACUCGCUAAAGACGACUUUUAACUGGUAAUAUUAUUUAAUUAUAACUUAGAUUCGAUUACACUUCAAAUAUAAAAUAAAUGUAUUGCAGUACCAACACAUUAUGAAAAUAACAAGGUUAUAUAUUUU